AUAGCUGUCAGCCCAUCUAAACCGCCUUCUUCCAGCGCACAACCCCUUCUCGCCUGUCUGUCUUCCUCCGCCCCUCUCUCCCCUCUCCCAUGGCGCAUCAAGAUCAUUAACCCACCAAACCAAGGUUUAUAUAUGGUUGCGUGCGUCGUCUCCACUGCAGCAGCCAGCGCAGCUCGGCGAGAUCGAUCGCGCGGCGGCGGGGCGCCGCGUGCACGCCGGAAUUGAAGCCGAGCGCGCGCGCGCUAGAGCUAGCUAGACACACAGAUAGGCGGAUCGAUCGCCUUGUAGCCCUUGGUAAGCUUGGAGGAUCGGCAAGGAGGCCGGGAGGUAGCUAGCUAGCUAGCCUCUAGGCGAGAUGGCGGCGGCUGCGGCGGCGCCGUCGUCGUCGACGUCGGGGUCGCCCGGCGCGGCGGCGGCGGCGGCUCGGCCGACGAUGCCGUACCGGUCGCGGUUCGGCGACACGACGCUGACGAAGGUGUUCGUCGGCGGGCUGGCGUGGGAGACGCCGUCGGAGGGACUCCGGCGGCACUUCGAGCAGUACGGCGAGAUCCUGGAGGCCGUCGUCAUCGCCGACCGCCUCACCGGCCGCUCCAAGGGCUACGGAUUCGUGACGUUCCGGGAGGCGGAGGCGGCGCGGCGCGCGGUGCAGGACCCGAACCCGAUGAUCGCCGGCCGCCGCGCCAACUGCAACAUUGCCUCGUUGGGCCCGCCCCGCCCCGCCCAGCCGCCUCGAGGCAGGGCCUCCCCUGGGGCCCAGUUCCAGGCCCCACCGCCAGCGUUCCAGGGCCCACCUUACAUCGCCAGGGGGACGCCACCACCGCCGGCCCAGAUGAUGCCCCAGCCCCAGCAUCAUGGUCCACCUGCGACCAUCUACCACCCUUCCCAGUCUUGGUACUGGUACCCACCUGACUAUCAAUACCAACAGGGCCUGAUGAAUUCUCAAGUGUUGCAGAGCUACUAUGCUGCCGCCCUGCAGGCUCAGGCUCAGGCUCAGGCUCAGCUGUAUGGCAUGGCGGCAUCGCCAACGGCACCAUCGCCCUACCAGUACUUGGGCUACAUGCCGGCUCCGGCGCCGGCGGUGACUCCAACUGCAGUGCUCCCACCUGCACAGCAGCAGAUCACAGGGCCGCCGCCGCCGUUCGUCCAGCAGCCGGCACAGCAUGUCACAGCGCCGCCGCCGUUCGUCCAUCAUCCAACGGCUGCUGCGCAGAUCCAAGGCUCUUUUGUACCCCUGCCUUCGCUUCCUCACAACUUCAGGCUUCAGCUCCCCCCUAAUGCAAUGUCAAUACUGCCUCCCACCCCAACCGCUUUGCAACCAGCUGAUCUGCAGGCUGCCCCUGCAGCAACUGGAGCAACAAACCCAAACAAUACUCCGACAGGUGCCUGAAAGCCAUCUGAAGAUAAAAAAGAUUUAUUCAGGUUCAAAAGAAUCAAAACAACAACACCCUUCAAGCUGACUGCUAUCUGGGGCAGAGAAAGUCAGAAAGAAAUGCGCGCGAAAAAGCGAUCCCAGUUUUCCAUCUCGAUCGAUCUGGUGCGGACAAAGUUAUUGGCCGUCUGUAACAGUCUCUCUGGAUGAUGUUGACCAACAUACUCAAAAAUAACUUUAAACCCAUUUUCAUUCUUUCAUUUUUUUUUUGUUCUUCUUUUACCGUUUCAAUAGCUUUUUUUUUUUUUGCGACGUGGCUGUCCAAUGUACAGGCCAUUCUGGAUUCUGGAUUUCAUACCAGCAGCUCAGAGAUGUUAGUCUCA
This is a messenger RNA of Oryza sativa Japonica Group (Japanese rice), 1752 nucleotides long. RefSeq names its product probable RNA-binding protein ARP1. Gene Ontology annotation, molecular function: RNA binding. The record is from RefSeq and is a predicted model, not a curated record. Lineage: Eukaryota; Viridiplantae; Streptophyta; Magnoliopsida; Poales; Poaceae.